UUACAAAUCACAAAAAUGACCACGAAAUUGUGUGAAUUCACAGUAAUGUAUGUAGGUAUAUAUUUUAAAUAUUUAGGACAUUGUUAUAUUGUUUUAUUCCAGCAAUAUGAUGCAGGACAUGUAUGGGUUGGUGUGAUUUGUGUCCUAGCUGUUGUAUUGUACAUCAUCUUCUUUGCGUCUGGCCCAGGGGCUAUACCAUGGUUUUUCACAGCUGAGUUAUUUGCUCAAGGACCUAGACCUGCUGCAGUCAGUAUAGGGGUACUGUUUAACUGGUCAGCCAAUUUCUGUGUUGGUCUGUUUUACCCUUUUCUACAGGAAUCUAUAAAAGCAUACUCAUUCAUACCAUUUGUUGUAUUUCUGGCGAUUUUCUGGAUAUUUACACUGUUUGAGGUACCGGAAACUAAAGGAAGAACCAUUGAAGAGAUUACCGCUCAGUUUCAAAUAACUGUACCAUAUAAUCGUAUACCAUUAACCGAGGAUACAGAUUAGGAUAUGUUGAAUCUUUACUGUAAAAUUGUAUACCAGGAUACAGAUUAGAAUGCAUUGAAUUUUUACAGAGAAAUGGUAUACCUUUUACUAAGGUUACAGAUUAGAAUAUAUUAAAUCACAAGAUGAUAUUUGAGCCGCGUAACAACAGAACCAACAUAGUGGGUUUGCGACCAGCAUGGAUCCAGACCAGCCUGCGCAUCUGUGCAGUCUGAUCAGGAUCCAUGCUGUUUGCGAUCAGUUUCUCUACUUGUUAUACGGUUUGUAAGAGAACAGCAUGAAUCCUGAUCAGACUGCGCGGAUGCGCAGGCUGGUCUUGAUCCAUGCUGGUCGCGAACCCAUUAUGUUGGUUUUGUCAUGACGUGGCUCAAUUUAUGUUUUAAGAUAAGAGAAAGGACAUUUGCUAUGCGGCUGUAUUUGUCUUGGGUUUGACUAUGAAUUUACAUCAUAUUGUCAUAAAAUGUGGCAUAUUCCAUGAAAUAUUCUUUAAAUCAUGCUGAAUACCUUAAAUCGACUUGUCCAUCUUUCUGUCUGCCAGGUCAAAACCAUUCAUCAUUUUUGGGGAAAAUUUCAAAAUGCAUAUACAACAUAAUAAAAUAGUCCCUAUGCACUGACUGAACAGUGCAGUAAAUGAUCAGAUGGCAUGGAUUUCUGGGCAUUUCUUGGUCUGCACUGCACUAGCAUGGGUAGAAUCAUAAUGAAAUGAUAACUUAAAAUAUGUUUUUGCAGUCAUUUAACUUCCACAAACAAAUUUUAGGGAGUAUAGGUUUUGAGGGUGAUAGUAAUGAUUAAGUAACAUGACUCAAGCUAUUUAGGCCAGUAAUUUAUGGUGGAAAAAAUAAAAUGAGUUCCACUGAGGUCCAAAAGCCUAAGAACAUAAUUUUUGAAAAGUUUACUUAGAUCAAUUGGGGCAAAUAAUAUGGUGAAAUCAUGAAAAAGAUAAUUAAGAAAUGUAAUCGGAAUUUAAUUGAACAUUAAAUUUUUAUGUGAUUCUUGUCCUGAUUUGACACAAAAGUAAUAACACAUUUAGUUUUUGUGGUCAUUUUGCACAAUAUAUAUAUAUAUAAUGAUUCUGGGCAUUUCCAUAUAAGUUAUUGGUCCAGUCCUUAAAAAAAUGGUAGGCAAAUAGGAAAAAUAUUUCCAGUCCUGUAUUGUCAAAAACCUCAGCGGUGUCCCUUUCAUAUUUCAGGCAGAUAAAUUUCUGUAAUAUAAAUCUCAGUCAUUUAUAUUUUCUAUUUGUAAGUUUUUUUUAAGAUUAAUAUUUUAAUCUUAAUAUUGUGUCAUGACUUUUAUAUUAGUGUUUAACUUAUAUGUUUAUUAUGUUUAUGUCAUGGUUUGAUAAAGAUCAUGCAAUAUUUUUGAGUUUGAACUACAAAAUGUAUGAUGUGACAGGUUGAAUUAUAGUCCAACCUCCGCAGAGCAGCUCCCUUUUCUGAGCAAUAACCUCUUUAUAACAACAGUGUUAAUUCCUCCAAAAGUAAGACUUUUCAAUAAAAUUCAAUAGCCUUUCUAUAUCAAAACCUUUCAACAACAACCAAAACCUGUGUCUCUCAAAGGGUGUCACUCUGCCGAAGUUGUACUAUACAUGUUUAAUUUCAUUGGAAUUUUAUGCUCUUAAAUUGUUUUUAAGAUCUGAACUUACAGUAAACUUUGUUUAUAACGCUAUUCAGGGGACCAGUCUGUCAAUUUCUAUCUGCCUCUUACGGCAAAUCGCCAUUAUCAAAAACACAAACAAGUAUUAAAUAGCGUGUAUGUUGUGAAUAAGCAAAAAUAUCAACACCUGAAUCCCAAGCUAGGGGCCUCCGAUCUUAUAUUAUUAUAUUUGAACAUCGUUAUAUCCCAGAGGCAACCAAUUUGAAAACGAGUUGGGACUCCUGCAACAGCAUUAUUAUAAAUGGUAUAUCGUUGCAUGCAAUAUUGUUAUAAGUGAAGUU
This is a messenger RNA of Ruditapes philippinarum (Manila clam), 2420 nucleotides long. Its product is annotated as solute carrier family 2, facilitated glucose transporter member 3-like. The coding region runs from base 16 to 489 and encodes 157 amino acids. Gene Ontology annotation, cellular component: membrane. NCBI's taxonomy places the organism in Eukaryota, Metazoa, Mollusca, Bivalvia, Venerida, Veneridae. The transcript is spliced from 3 exons. Gene Ontology annotation, biological process: monosaccharide transmembrane transport. The record is from RefSeq and is a predicted model, not a curated record. Gene Ontology annotation, molecular function: hexose transmembrane transporter activity.